UUCAGCGUGCAGGUGACGGCGGCCGCGGCCGGCGGGGCGGCCGGGGGGGUGCCGGCCGGACCGGCCAUGGGGAGAGCCAGCGCCGCGGCCAACGGGAACCCGCCCAACGUCCAGGGCAUCACUUCCUACCAACAACGAAUAACUGUCCAGCAUCCUCUGCCCAACCAAUCAGAAUGUAGGAAAAUCUACAGAUAUGACGGAAUCUACUGUGAAUCUACCUACCAGAAGGACUGCUACUGACCUACCAGCCUAUGACUGCUUGACAGUGGUAAUUGCCUCACCCAGAAAGUCAUGCCUGAUGGACCCUUCCAACAUGGGCCAGCUACCAGCCUCAGUCUCCCAGUAUAGUUUACAAGCCUUGAGAAAGGAAAAGUCCCGAGAUGCUGCUCGUUCUCGCCGAGGAAAGGAAAAUUUUGAGUUCUAUGAGCUGGCCAAAUUGUUGCCACUUCCUGCAGCCAUUACCAGCCAGCUUGACAAGGCAUCCAUCAUUCGGCUAACAAUUAGCUAUUUGAAGAUGAGGGACUUUGCUAAUCAGGGGGAUCCUCCGUGGAACUUGAGAAUGGAAGGACCACCACCCAACACGUCAGUAAAAGGGAUACAAAUGUGGAAAUCUGAGGUCUGCAUGAGAAAGACACCAUGUGAAGGUCCAGGAGCUGAAGGGAAAAAAGAAAUGAUAAAUGAAUCUGAGAGAUCUAUGAAUGAAACAUGGCCAAAGCUAGAAGCAGAGAGUAAUACAGAUACAAAGGAUCAGAAAAUUAUAGGUGCCCAGCGCAGGAGAAGCCCCAGUGCACUUGCCACUGAAGUAUUUGAGUCACAUUUGGGAAGUCACAUUUUACAGUCCCUGGAUGGAUUUGUAUUUGCACUAAACCAAGAGGGAAAAUUUUUGUACAUUUCGGAAACAGUCUCCAUUUAUCUAGGCCUAUCCCAAGUGGAACUGACAGGCAGCAGCGUCUUUGACUAUGUCCACCCAGGAGACCAUGUGGAGAUGGCAGAGCAGCUGGGCAUGAAGCUUCCCCCGGGGCGAGGCCUUCUCUCGCAGGGAACAGCAGAGGACGGAGCCAGCUCAGCAUCUUCAUCUUCUCAGUCUGAGACCCCAGAGCCAGUGGAAUCCACGAGCCCCAGCCUACUUACAACGGACAACAAUCUAGAGAGAUCUUUUUUCAUCCGGAUGAAAUCUACCCUGACCAAGCGAGGCGUGCACAUCAAAUCCUCAGGAUAUAAGGUGAUUCAUAUAACAGGAAGGUUGCGCCUGAGAGUCUCGCUGUCCCAUGGGCGGACGGUCCCUAGCCAAAUCAUGGGGCUUGUAGUUGUUGCUCAUGCUUUGCCCCCUCCUACGAUCAAUGAAGUCAGAAUCGACUGCCACAUGUUUGUUACGCGAGUAAACAUGGACCUCAAUAUCAUAUACUGUGAAAAUAGGAUUAGUGAUUAUAUGGAUCUGACUCCUGUAGACAUCGUAGGGAAGAGAUGUUACCACUUCAUUCACGCUGAAGAUGUGGAAGGGAUCAGGCACAGUCACUUAGAUUUGCUGAACAAGGGUCAGUGUGUAACAAAAUACUACCGCUGGAUGCAGAAGAAUGGGGGUUAUAUAUGGAUACAGUCCUGUGCCACCAUCGCUAUCAAUGCUAAGAAUGCAAAUGAGAAAAACAUCAUCUGGGUCAAUUACCUUCUGAGCAACCCUGAAUAUAAGGACACUCCAAUGGAUAUUGCACAACUUCCUCAUCUGCCAGAGAAAACCUCAGAAUCCUCUGAGACCUCAGAUUCUGAAUCAGACUCAAAGGACAACUCAGAAGACAAUGAAAAUUCAAAGUCAGAUGAGAAAGGAAAUCAGUCAGAAAACAGCGAAGACCCUGAGUCAGAUAGGAAGAAGUCCGGGAAUCAGUCAGAUAAUGAAAUGAACUGUAAUGACGAUGGGAACAGUUCCAGCAACCAGGAUAGCAGAGACAGUGAUGACAGCUUUGAAAAUUCUGACUUUGAGAAUCAAAAGGCCCCUGAAGAUAGUUUUGGCACUCUGGGUUCUAUGCAGAUAAAGGUGGAGCGCUACGUGGAAAGCGAAUCUGACUUGCGGUUACAGAACUGUGAAUCAUUGUCCUCAGAUAGUGCCAAGGACUCAGACAGUGCAGGAGAAGGAAAUGCUCAGUCUUCCAGCAAACAUCAAAAGAGGAAGAAGAGGAGGAAAAAGCAAAAAGGAGGCAGCAUGACCCGCAGAAGGCUGUCAAGCACUUCAAGCCCCAAUGGACUCGACCCAGCAUUGGUGGAUCAGCCCCAGCUGCUCUCAUCACCAAACAGUGCCUCAGUGCUCAAAAUCAAAACAGAGAUCUCAGAACCUAUCAAUUUUGAUAACGAUAGCAGUAUUUGGAAUUACCCACCCAACAGGGAAAUCUCAAGGAACGAAUCGCCCUACAGUAUGACCAAGCCCCCAAACUCAGAGCACUUCCCCUCACCUCAAGCCAGCAGUAGUUUACAUGUCUCCAUUCCAGACUCUGUUCUCACCCCACCAGGGACUGAAAAUACUGCCAGCCGCAAAUCUCAGUUCAGCACCUCAUCCAACUCCGCCUUGGCUCCCGUAUCCUCUGACCCUUUAUCGCCACCCUUGUCAGCAUCUCCACGGGACAAGCAUCCGGGAGGCCCCAGCACUUCCAACUCUUUGUUGUACACUGGGGAUCUGGAAGCCCUCCAGAGGUUGCAAGCAGGCAAUGUGGUCCUUCCUUUGGUUCACAGGGUAACUGGAACCCUUGCUGCCACCAGCACGGCUGCUCAGAGGGUCUAUACCACUGGCACUAUUCGGUAUGCUCCAGCUGAAGUUACUUUAGCCAUGCAGGGCAAUCUCCUCCCCAACACUCAUGCUGUUAACUUUGUGGAUGUUAACAGCCCCAGCUUCGGCCUGGAUCCUAAAACACCGAUGGAAAUGCUCUACCACCACGUUCACCGACUCAAUAUGUCAGGACCGUUUGGAAGUGCUGUGAGCGCGGCCAGUCUGACCCAAAUGCCUGCAGGGAAUGUGUUCACAACUGCCGAAGGACUCUUCUCUACUCUUCCAUUUCCUGUGUACAGCAAUGGUAUUCAUGCCACACAGACACUGGAACGGAAAGAGGAUUGAAAUAUGACCACAUACUGUGUUCAGUGUUAUACUCUGAGGCAUAGACUAUAUUUUAAUUUAGACCUUUAAUUCUAGCACUUUGAAUUUGAGCAGGUCAGCUUAUUCUCUCAAUAUGAUGGUCCCCAUUUCAUCCCCUUUCUCUUUAACUUGACUUAUUCUUUAAUGUAAGAGAUUUUUUAAAUUUGCCUUCAGAGAGCUGAAGUAUCAGUUGCCUGCCAUUUUGUCUUCUUCCAAGAUGUGUAUUUUUUUCCUUUGCAUCUUUAUUAAGAUGCCUUUAAUAUGUGUAUGCCUCUGCCAUAGAAUACUCAGUGUUGUGGUAAAGAGAUUUUAAUGGGACAACCAUUGGGUUUACUUCAUGAUCUUGAUAUGAUCAAGAUUAAAAGAAACAAGCAUAAAACAAUGUGCCCUGUUUGACUAAGUCAAAUGAAAAGGGAUUUUUUUGUUCCUAAUUCAUUUAAAAAUAGGGGAUAGUAUUUUAGAAUUUUAUGCAGAGUUUAAUUCACUUUUUAUGGUUAAGAUUUUCUUACUUGCACAUAAAAUAAUUUGUGUUCUUAAAAAGUUAAUUUCUGGCCUGUGAUUAGAAUAAUAAGAGGAUGGACUAAAUGUUAAUUACAGAAACUUUAACUUAAUUUCUAAAACCAUGGUGCUAUCAUUUAUUAAUCUGUAAUGUCUUCACACAAAUAUGCAGCUUGUGGGCUGGGGUUUUUGAAAGGAAUGUUUUCUGUACUAGUCUAUAGUCAGGUGCUGCAGUCUCCUUGGUUAGUUAAGAUAAAAGCCCUCAUUAACAUUUGCUGCAGGACUUAAUUUUUUUUACCUCCAAACUAACAAACAUAGCCUCAUAUUAAAUUUAAAUGGAUCUGGAAGCCUCUUUUUUUUUCUUUUUUGGUAAAUGCGCUUAAAAAGAAAACUCAAUUAAAUUGGCAUGAGGAUCAGAGGUUUGUUUUAGGUGUGUAUUGUUUCUCUUUUUUAUUUUCUCAGUGUAACUGAGGCUAAUUUUACAACUUCCAAAUAACACUUCAGAGUAAGGGGAAAAAGAUAUAUUUAACAUGGUUUCUUUUUUUCAUUUAAUGUUAUAGAGGGAAGGUUGUACAUUUUUUGUUUUGUUUGUUGAGUUGUCUUUUGUAAUUCCCCCUCUCCCCCCCUUCUAGUGUUGAAGCCAAUAUGUUUUCAAGAAUGGGUUAAUGAGCUUGAAAUAGAUAACUGCAACUAAAAACUGCACAUUAAGUAUUUAAAAAAAAGAAAAAAGAAAAAAGAAAAGAAAUCUCCUAUUUUGUCUUUGUUGCCAGAAAUCAGUGUAGUGUCAAACACUCCAAAUAACUGUCAAGUAUAAAUUCUUCUUCCACCCCAUCCAUCGUUGGCAGCUGUUUGUUAAGGCAUCUAAUAACAGAUGUGAGAACUGUAAUGUGUACAAUGUGUAAGUGUCCUUGGCUGUCAGUCCCAUUGCAGUUUCAAUGUGUGUUACUAUAUGCAGUAUAUACUAAGCUAAUGUAGUUGUUUUGUCCUUUGUCUUCUCUGUGCUUUAUCUCUAGUCUGGAGUGGCAAAUGCCCAUUCCUAACAGUCCUAGUGAACCAGUGAUUCUUGGGGGUUAGUGGUUUUUUGUGUGGUGACCUUCCUCUGUAAUGUCACCUUAUGCUGCUUCCACUGUCUGUAUAUCUUUUCAUUUCCGCUGUUGCUUUGCUGUUGUGUAUUCUCAAAUCACUCUCUUUCUCUCUUCCCCCUCCCUUUCUUUGUUUCUCCCCUAUUUCUUCCUCUUUCUCUCUUUCUCCAUUCUCAGAGAUAAAAGACUCUUAACUAGCUCAAGGUUAAUGGAGCCAUUUUUCCCACAGAGGAAUUCUGGGUAUGACUUACUCUUAACAGUGUGCGCCACACAAUGCACUAAAGAGUAAUACUCAGAUAUAUUAAACAAAGUGAUGCCAUAUAGCCUCAGUUGUUAACAUUUCCAGAGUCCCUUGUGCUCUAACUGUAAGUAGAUGGUGCAUUUCUUUGGUUUUCUCCCAAGUAGGUUAAUGGAGCAAUUUUCAAGUGAGACAGAAAUUCUUUCAAAGGUCAACUGACAUGGUUAAAAAGGGCAACCGAGCUUAGGAUUGUCAUAUAUAUAUAUUUGCAUAUAUGUGCAAUGUUAAUGUAUAAUAGCUCAGUUGUCCUCUACAUUUUGGAUAACACACUUGUUAAACCAAACAAGCUAGCAAUUUAGAACAUGAGGAGUAGGUCUGAGAAAGAGUGGAAAGGAAUGAUGCCCAAAAUAGGCAUUGGAUGCUGCAAAUUCUG
Messenger RNA from Euleptes europaea (tarantolino), 5366 nucleotides. It is a transcript of the gene NPAS3, whose product is annotated as neuronal PAS domain protein 3. Gene Ontology annotation, biological process: regulation of transcription by RNA polymerase II. Gene Ontology annotation, molecular function: RNA polymerase II transcription regulatory region sequence-specific DNA binding; protein dimerization activity; DNA-binding transcription factor activity, RNA polymerase II-specific. The coding region runs from base 194 to 3097 and encodes 967 amino acids. NCBI's taxonomy places the organism in Eukaryota, Metazoa, Chordata, Lepidosauria, Squamata, Sphaerodactylidae. The record is from RefSeq and is a predicted model, not a curated record. The transcript is spliced from 15 exons.